Closterium sp. Naga37s-1 is the source of this 806-nucleotide messenger RNA. The record is from the annotation of a GenBank genome assembly. NCBI's taxonomy places the organism in Eukaryota, Viridiplantae, Streptophyta, Zygnematophyceae, Desmidiales, Closteriaceae.
CAAGGAUUAAGGCGCCAACUCGGCAUCUGCUCUUUCCCGUGCUGUCCGCACGCUCCAGCACACAGCUCGACUACUUCGGACAGACCGUCGCCGGCGGUCGGUCCCUAUCGCACACCAAGCCUGCUCCGGCUUUCGUCAAAUCCGGAGGUCGCAAGGGUGUUCGCGCUGAGGCCAAGCCCACAGCCGAGGCGACGUUGACCGGCGUCGUGUUCGAGCCGUUCGCCGAGGUGCAGAGCCAGCUUACCCAGGUUCCCGCCGUCAUCCAGCCGCAGGAGUCGUUCGCCCGGCAAAACUACUCCUCGGCCGCCGAGGCUGGGAUCAACGAGCAGAUCAAUAUCGAGUACAACAUCUCGUAUGUGUACCAUGCGCUGUACUCCUACUUCGACCGCGACAACGUGGCCCUGCCAGGCUUUGCCAAGUACUUCAAGGCAGCCAGCCAGGAGGAACGUGAGCAUGCAGAGAAGCUGAUGGAGUAUCAGAACAAGCGUGGUGGCCGGGUGAAGCUGCAGUCCAUCCUGAUGCCCGCGACCAUGGAAUUUGACCACCCCGAGAAGGGUGAUGCUCUCUACGCGAUGGAGCUUACGCUAGCUCUUGAGAAGCUGGUCAACGAGAAGCUGUUGGCCCUUCACAAGGUGGCAUCUGAUGCUGGAGAUGUCCAGCUGACCGACUUCCUGGAGGGAAACUUCUUGAAUGAACAGGUCGAUGCUAUCAAGCAAGUGUCUGACUACGUCUCCCAGUUGAGACGUGUGGGCAAGGGUCAUGGUGUGUAUCACUUCGAUCUGGAGCUGGAGACUGGCGCACACUGA